AUGAAAUCAACUCAGUGCAAUUUUUCAUUGAUAGUUGGCUACUUAUGGGUUGCUAUCGUUUUCGUCCAGUGUAGCUUUUCAUUGGAUGAUUCUUCUUCUCCACCCUUGGUUGAUGCACCUGGGAUUUGUGUAUUGAAUUUUACGCAAAAUCCAUACCAACCAACCGGAGAAUGCUUAAAAAAAGACCAAGAGAGAAUAAUGCAAUGGGAUAGCUUCCGCACAACCGUUUGCUGCCGCAACGCAAUGACGGCAUUGUCUCAAGCCCUAGCCCUGCGGACACUCACGCAGCCACCUGCCAACGCCACAAUCUUCAUCGCCAAUGACCUCUGGAAAAGCUGUACAGUUGGCCCUUUCUCCAGGCAACCCUCAGUGUCUGCAGACUUGUGCGGCUUUGGUGGCUUCUUCUACGGCGAUAGUACUAUUACUGGUAGUCACUGCUCCAACUUAACUUUACAAGACGUAAAACAACUUAAGACGUAUCAAGGUGCUGUCACCGCUUGCAACACUCCUUACGACGAUUUUAAUGGUGCCUGCUCUAAUUGUACGAUGGCAUUAAUGAUUUUGAGGGAUGAACUAGUGGUCGGAUCUGCCGAAAAAAGCGAUCAGAAGACUGAGACUGCCGUCUGCGCCGUUGCUGCUGUGGUCUCUAUUGUGUCAGCGAUUUUGGAUAGUAGUUUGAGUACUGGGGAUCUGUACCGGUGUUUGCUUUUGUUAGACAAGUCAGAUCCAGAUUACCUGAAGAUUAAAUAUGCGUUGGCUCAAGUAUUGUUGGCAAUCGUAGUAGGGAUAAUAGGAAUGCUACUGAUCAUAGCACUGGUAAAAUAUGUGAGCAAGAAGACGAAGGGUAUGAAAAGGAGUGAAUCAUCGAAAGAGCAGUUUCCGUCUUGGUCGGGGCUGUAUAGAUUCUCAAAGACGGAGAUAGAGAAGGCGAUAAGCUUCGGGAACUACGAGAGCCUGGGAAGUGGGAGCGCAGGGCAUGUAUUCAAAGGAAUUUUGCCGAGUGGGCAAGCGGUGGCCAUCAAGCACAUAAACCAGAACAACAACGAGCAUGCCGAGUCUUUCAAACGCGAGGUCGAAGGUCUUUCCAGGAUUCGACACCCCAACCUUGUUUCCCUCUUUGGUUUCUGCAUUGAAGACGAUUGUCUUUAUCUUGUCUACGAGUACUGCUCUGGAGGAAAUCUUUCUCACCAACUUCUAAGGAAAAAUACCCUUCUAACAUGGGAUAUACGAGUGAAAAUUCUACGAGAGUGCGCCAUUGCACUUAGGUAUCUUCACCAUUACGGAGAUGGUUGUAUUGUUCAUAGAGAUAUCAAGCUUACGAACAUCCUUUUGACUGAGAAAUUGGAGCCAAAGCUGUCGGAUUUUGGGUUGGCAAAGCUGUUGAACGUGGAAGAAAGUAGAGUAUUCACUGCUAUUAGAGGAACCAUAGGUUAUAUGGACCCUGAAUACAUGAGCAACGCCAAGUUGACAUGUGCCAGUGAUAUCUACAGUUUUGGCAUCGUCACUCUCCAACUUUUGGCUGGCCAGAGAGUUAUCGAGCUUAAUCUCGUUGCUAGUGAUCAACUCACAAGAAAGGCAAGAGAUGUGAACUUGGGGAAUCGUCCUAUUGAGGAUUUUGAAGACCCUCGACUGAAAGGGAAGUACAAUAAGGCUGAUUUCAGAGCCAUACUUUCGAUUGCUAUUCUCUGUGUUGCAAGCUCGAGUGAAGAUCGCCCAACUAUUGAAAUGGUCGUUAAUGAGAUGAACAAGGCCUGGAAGAACACCGAUGAAUACAAGCGUGAAAAGAAGAGGACAAAGCAAGGGUCAUCGAGUAAUAAUGCAUCAGCAGCGUCUCCAUCGUUAGAAGUGGUUCUUGGUUGA
Messenger RNA from Humulus lupulus (European hop), 1860 nucleotides. Its product is annotated as proline-rich receptor-like protein kinase PERK3. Bases 1 to 1860 code for a protein of 619 amino acids. Gene Ontology annotation, molecular function: protein kinase activity; ATP binding. Gene Ontology annotation, biological process: protein phosphorylation. NCBI's taxonomy places the organism in Eukaryota, Viridiplantae, Streptophyta, Magnoliopsida, Rosales, Cannabaceae. The transcript is spliced from 8 exons. The record is from RefSeq and is a predicted model, not a curated record.